Messenger RNA from Ipomoea triloba (trilobed morning glory), 1017 nucleotides. RefSeq lists its product as uncharacterized. The transcript has a single exon. Lineage: Eukaryota; Viridiplantae; Streptophyta; Magnoliopsida; Solanales; Convolvulaceae. The record is from RefSeq and is a predicted model, not a curated record. Gene Ontology annotation, molecular function: nucleic acid binding; zinc ion binding. The coding region runs from base 1 to 1017 and encodes 338 amino acids.
AUGCCACCUAGACGAGGCGUAGCUGUUGGUGAUGGCCAAGACAUCUCAGCGAUGGAUCGCAUGGCCCCGGCAAUGGAACAAAUGGCUGAGUUCAUGAUGGCUCAGCAAGCCCAGAACCAAAAUCAAGGGCAACCGCAAGUUGACUUUGCUAAAGCUGUAGCAAGUAGACAGCCACCGUAUUAUGCGGGAGAAAAAGAUCCAGUAAUCUUGGAAGAGUGGAUCCGAACUUUUGAUAAACUGCUUAACGCAGUCAAUUGUCCUGCGAAUCAGCGAGUAUCCUCUAUAGUUUAUUACCUGACGAAAGCCGCAGACAAUUGGUGGGCAACAGUUGGACCCGAUCUUCUACAAGACCCCGACUUUGGCUGGGAAGAAUUCAAAGAAGAAUUAAGAGGACAAUUCUACAAGGAACGAAUCAAAGGAAUCAAGUGCGAGGAAUUCCUACGAUUGAAGCAAAAAGGAGCGACCGUCCAAGACUACUAUGACCAGUACGUGGAGCUGAUGAGGUUUGCUCAAGACAUUGUGCCUGACGAGGCAAGUAAGGCAAGGAGAUUCGUUCGUGGACUGGACUGGGACGUGAGAAGGGCAAUUGCACCAUUCAUGUGCUCUACUCUUAAGGAAGCGUACGAUAGGGCAUCAGAUCAUUAUCAAGUGUAUUUAGACCAACAAGAAGUCUACAGCAGAAACAAAAGAAAAGCUGAUGAUAAGCAGGGGAAAUUCAGGUCGAAAAAUAAGAAAUCUAACCAGGGUGAAUCUAACCCAAAGCAAGGAGAGAAAAGGGGAGGAACAAAUCAGGAGAAACGUUUUGUUUGCCGGAGAUGUGGGAGGGACCAUUCCGAGGAAAAUUGUCAAGGCAUAAAGAUUAAGUGCUUCAAGUGUGGUCUCACAGGACAUAAGUACUAUGAGUGCCAAACCAGGGUAGAAAAUUUCCGGGACCACUCGCAGAAUACAAGUCAAGGAGGAGGAUUUAUUGGAAGCUACGUGGGAGUUGGAGGACGUUAUGAUGGAACGUUAUCCUGA